ACAAUGUAAAUGCAUGUUUAUAGAACACCAGAGAUAACCUCGAUAGGCCGUACGUUGCAAGUUCAGUGAGAACGGUUUCUCAUUUAGCAUUCAACUCGGCGAAGAAUCACGAUGAAAUCGUUCAGUUUUACGGGACUAAUGGCACCGGUGUUUACACCGUACACGAACAACAAUGAAAAGGUAAACAUAAACGCCAUCGAACCGUACGUAGAACUGCUGAAAGCGAAUCAUGUAAACGGUGUCCUCGUCAAUGGGACCACCGGUGAAGGUAUGCUGAUGAGCACCGAGGAGCGUAUGUUGGUAACAGAAGCAUGGCAACGAUCAUGCAAAAAACACGGCAUCACCAACAUGGUUCAGAUUGGCGGUGCUGCUUAUCCGGAUGUUGUGCAGCUGGCUCAACAUGCCUCCAAAAUGGACGUGGAUGCGGUGCUGUGCCUUCCAGAGCUGUAUUUUAAACCGAAAUCAUGCGAGCAGCUGGUCACCUACCUGAAAGGCGUAGCCAUGCAUUGCCCCACAACGCCCUUUUUCUACUAUCACAUUCCGAUGUUUACAGACGUAAAUUUGCACAUGCCAACGUUUCUGGAUCGCGCAGAGAAGGAGAUUACAAAUUUCCGGGGAAUUAAAUACACGAGCGGAGAUCUAGAACAGGGCAGCUCGUGCUUGAAGGAAGGCCGCACCAUAUUCCUCGGUGCCGAUACCAUACUGUGCGGGGCGGUGGCUGCCGGUUUCGAUAGUUUCAUUAUGACGACGAUCAACAUCUGUCCGGAAGCUGCGCUUGAGAUUAUCGCCGCCAUGGACCGGGGCGCGGUAGCGGAUGCUAGGGAAAAGCAGCGUUUGCUAAACGCACGUAUUUGUGAAAUUUUAGCCCACGGAGAUUGGGUGUCGGCGAUGAAAAAAGCGUUCCGGGAAAGAUUCCCUUCGAUCGAGGUUGGCACCACGCGGCCACCACUGAACAUGUGAAAAGUGAUCUGUGUACGGUAGUUAAAUGAAUGAAAUGUAUUUCCUGACGCUUUUCGUCGUCACAUCUAA
Anopheles arabiensis is the source of this 1029-nucleotide messenger RNA. Its product is annotated as N-acetylneuraminate lyase A-like. Gene Ontology annotation, biological process: N-acetylneuraminate catabolic process. NCBI's taxonomy places the organism in Eukaryota, Metazoa, Arthropoda, Insecta, Diptera, Culicidae. The transcript has 3 exons. The record is from RefSeq and is a predicted model, not a curated record. Bases 112 to 960 code for a protein of 282 amino acids. Gene Ontology annotation, molecular function: N-acetylneuraminate lyase activity; 4-hydroxy-tetrahydrodipicolinate synthase activity.